AUGGCGCACGCCCCACCCUUAUUAGCAACCCCCGUCGCCACUCUUUCAAUGGUCGCGAAGCUCUGGACCAUCGUAACGGGCGCGGCGGCGAGCUCGUUCACGGGCGUCUCGUUGCCCUUCUUCCGUUGUCAUCUCUCCGUCACCCGUCGUCAGCUUCCCGCCGCUCGUCGCCGCAUCCUCGCCGCCCCUCGUCACCUCCUCGUUGCCGGUCGUCAGCUCCACACUGCCCGUUGCGCACCAGCAGCUAUCCCCGCCCGCCCUCCCGCCGGCCCCUAUGCUGCUGCCGCGGCUGCACAUUUCGUGACUGCAGCUGCUGUGCCGCCCCGUGCGGCUUCCCUGUGCUCCCCCGUCGCCUUCCCCUCUGGGAAUGCGGCUGUUGGGGGGGAGGUGGGAUCACCGUGGGUGGGGAGGGGUCUGGAGGAAGGAAAUGGGGGAGGGAGUGAGGUUCCAGGGGGCGGCUAA
Molecule: messenger RNA, 462 nt
Organism: Closterium sp. Naga37s-1
Lineage: Eukaryota; Viridiplantae; Streptophyta; Zygnematophyceae; Desmidiales; Closteriaceae
Source: the annotation of a GenBank genome assembly